GCGCUGUGCUCGGCUCGUCUGGCAGGAGGAGGGAGUGGUCUCUUCGGUUUGGGGAAGCGCCAGAUGUCGGUGGUUCAGUUCCGUCGAAACUAGGCGAACCCCGAGUCAGUGAACGACCCCGCGGGGCUGAAACCCCCCCGACGAUGAGACUAUGAGGCCCCGCUGACUGUUCUUCAUCCACACAGGAUUCCAGUGGCUCAUCCCAACCAUGCCUAGGAUAUGGUGGUCCAGGAGUUCCUGGUCAGGGCUGUGUCCGGGCCAGGCUGAGCCUCCUCAGGGUAAAGGCAUUCAUCUUUUCCUCCUCUGGACCCAAGAAGGCGAGAGGUAUUUGUCCCACACGAGUGGGGAGGUCACGGCGGAGGAGCUGUGCAUCGCAGCUGCUGAGGCUGUAGGGAUAACACCUCUGUGCCAUGUGUUGUUCGCUCUGUACAAUCCACUCUUGAGCUGCUGGUACAGUCCAAACCACAUCUUCAGUCCAGAGGAGGACUCCAGCCUGAUACUUCACUACAGUAUGAGGUUUUACUUUCACAAUUGGCACGGACUAAAUGACAAGGAGCCAGUUGUGUGCCGCUAUAGUCUCCGAUCUGGGACAGACCACAGGGGUUCCCCACUGCUUGACAUCACAUCCCUGGAGUAUAUAUUCUCUCAGGCUAAAUAUGAAUUUGUGAAUGAAGUGGUGCAGAUGGAAGACAUUCAGUCGGAAGAGGAGCUAAGUCGCUUCAAAAAUGAGAGCUUGGGGAUGGCUGUGCUUCACCUCUCGCACCAGGCGAUGCAAACAGGCUCCACGUUGCAAGAAGUUGCAGAGAAAGUCUGCUUCCUGCGCUGCAUCCCAAAGUCUUUCUCCAAACACAUUUCCAAAGACAACUUUCUGACCAGAAUCAGGAUCAAUCGGGUGUUCGCAGACUUUGUGCGGACCUUCCAGCAACACACUGUGGACCAGGGGCGGCUGGGCGCCCAGGAGAUCAUUUACAAGUACAUCUCUACUCUCGAACACCUUGUGCCGCGGUUUGGCACAGAGACUUUCCCCGUGUCCCACCUGGAGCUGAGGAAGGACGGGUACGGAGGCAGCUCUUACGCCGACAACACCCAUGUGCAGGGCGAUUCAAAAGACAACUUCACGGCUCCCGUCACCCAUGAAAUAGAGGUGUCCGGCACAAAGGGGAUUCAGUGGAGGAAGGUGUCAGUUCAGAAGGCACAGGGGAAUGGUUACUUCCGGAGCGAUUACAUAAAGAAAUCCAAGGACCAGUCGAGCCAGUCAAAUGCAACAACUCCCAACACGCUGAACUCCUUCUGUGAUUUCCCUGAAAUAACUCACAUCGCCCUCAGCGAAGCUAAUGUGUGCAUUAGCACUCAGGACAAUCACUGCAUGGUGGUUCAGAUGAACUCCAGCCAGGAGGCGCGUUCCUUCAUCUCGCUCCUGGAUGGAUACUACCGGCUGACUGCAGACGCCCACCACUAUCUUUGUCAUGAAGUGGCUCCCCCAAGGGUAGUGCUGAGUGAAGCAAAUGGACUGCAUGGGCCUAUGCAUGAGGAUUUUGUGCUGCUGAAGCUGAAGAAAGAGGCAGCAGAGGAGGGAGCUUUCCUCGUACGUUGGAGUGCUCUCAACUAUCACCGCAUCAUCCUGGCUGUGCUAAACAAAAAUAAAAACGGAUCGGCACCAAGCCACAAGCAGUUUCGGAUCCAGCACAAGGAGUCGACGUUCUGUCUGGAGGGCUGGGACCAAGAGUUCUCCAGUGUGAAGGAGCUCACAGACAGCCUCAAGUCCUUCAUGCUCAAGUCUGGAUCAGACAGCUUCACUGUGAAAAAAUGCUGUUUGCCAAGACAAACAGAACUGUCCAACCUUCUGGUGAUGAGGAGAGGUUUCGACCGGGUAAACACUGACCCCUUGUCCCUGAUCAAGACCCAGCUUCGCUUCUACCCAAUCAAGGACAAAGAGAUUGUACAGGAAGAGCAUCUGGGCUGCGGGACCAGAACUAAUAUCUACUCAGGCUGUCUUCUUAUGCAGGGACGAGGUGACAACGAGGACGACGAGUUCAAUAACAACGGCAAUGACUGCAAAGGGAUCAGAGUGGUUCUCAAGAUUCUAGACCAAAGCCAUAAAGAUGUUUCACUAGCAUUUUUAGAAACCGCCAGUCUCAUGAGCCAGGUAUCCCACAGUCACCUGGUGUUCGUGCAUGGCGUGUCUGUCAAAGGAUCUGAAAACAUCAUGGUGGAAGAAUUUGUGGAGUUUGGGCCCUUGGAUGUUUUCCUUCGCAAAGAAAAGGCAGCAGUGACCCCGCAGUGGAAAUUCAUUGUUGCCAAACAACUUGCAAGUGCUCUCAGCUAUCUUGAGACCAAAGGGCUGGUGCAUGGAAACGUCUGUGCCAAGAACAUUCUGGUGGCACGGAAAGGUCUGGAGCCGGGUACUAUACCCUUCAUCAAGCUGAGUGAUCCAGGAAUUGCUCUGAGUGUCCUCUCACGGGAUGAGCGUCUUGAGCGCAUCCCGUGGAUUGCCCCUGAGUGUGUCGACAGUCCUGCCCCCAUUGGCAAUGCUGCGGACCAGUGGAGCUUUGGUGUCACACUGCUCGAAAUCUGCAACAACGGCGAUCUUCCCAUGAGUCGCAGUGCAUUGUCUUAUAAAGAGCGCUUCUAUCAGCAAAAGGGCCGCUUUGCUGAACCAUCCUCCCCGGAACUUGCCAGCUUCAUCAGCAUGUGUUUGACCUACGAGCCUGUGGAGAGGCCCUCAUUCCGCGCUGUGCUCAGAGAGCUCACAGAAAUGAUGACAAAAAAUCCUGAUAUAUCUCCCAGUGAAACUCUCCCUGACAUGGACCCUAGCAUUUUCCAUAAACGCUACCUGAAAGAGAUUCGUGAAUUAGGGAAGGGUCACUUUGGAAAGGUCAUUCUGUACCUUUACGACCCAGCCAAUGACGGGACUGGGGAGUGUGUGGCGGUGAAGUCCUUGAAACAAGACAAUGGGCAUGUGCCUGAUGGCUGGAUAAAGGAGAUAGACAUUCUGAAGUCUCUCGAUCACAGCAACAUUGUCAAGUACAAGGGCUGUUGUACUGAACAAGGAGGACAAGUGGUGCAGCUAAUAAUGGAGUACCUUCCUCAGGGGUGUCUGCGAGACUACCUUUCCACACGUAAACUGGGUGUGCCACAAUACCUUAUGUUUGCUCAGCAGAUCUGUCAGGGAAUGGAGUACUUGCAAACAAUGCGAUACAUCCAUCGAGACCUAGCUGCUCGUAAUGUUUUAGUGGAAAAUGACAGUUUGGUGAAGAUUGGAGACUUUGGUCUGACAAAAUACAUCCCUGAAGGCGACAUAUACUAUCGUGUCCGGGAGGAUGGGGACAGUCCAGUGUUCUGGUAUGCCAUUGAGUGCCUGAAGGAGAGUAAAUUUUCCUUUUCGUCCGACAUUUGGUCCUUUGGUGUUACACUGUAUGAGAUCUUUACCGACUGUGACCACAACCAAAGCCCUCCAAUAAAGUUUUCCAAAAUGAUGGCGGAACCAGAUGGACAGAUGACUAUGAUGGUCCUCGUAAAACUGUUGGAGAGAAACCUGCGAUUGCCUUGUCCCAAAAAGUGUCCACUUGAGGUGAAAAGGUUGAUGGAGCAUUGUUGGGCUGCAAAUCCCACACACCGGCCGACAUUCACAUCCCUCAUUGAAAGUUUUGAGGCUAUUCGCCGAACAUAUGACUCUUCCCUGGCUCAGAUUUGCUGAUGAAUUAGCUGAAGAUCUAUUUGUCAACAUGUCAUCACUUUGCCGCUAUGGCAACCACCUAUUACUUGGUAGCCAGUAAUGUGUUUCCUGCUGUGCAUUGCCUGCUGCCUCCAUUUACAUUGAUGUCUUUUUGAUACAACCACUGCUGUCCUCUUAUAUGUGAUAUUAACACAAUUAUACAUUCAACUGUUUAUUUCAUGGCUGAUGAGUUAUAUUUCAAGGGGAAAGAUGCUGGCACGAGCAGGCAGACACUGUUCAGAAUAGGAUGUCUUUCAUUAUAUUUGUAAUUUUUUUAACGUUUUGUGUGUGUGUGUUAACUUUGCAUUUAAUUUUGUAUAAAUAAAAACAAAUACAAAAUCGAAUAAACCGUUUUUCACAUGUU
Hippoglossus stenolepis (Pacific halibut) is the source of this 4079-nucleotide messenger RNA. RefSeq names its product tyrosine kinase 2 (gene tyk2). NCBI's taxonomy places the organism in Eukaryota, Metazoa, Chordata, Actinopteri, Pleuronectiformes, Pleuronectidae. Gene Ontology annotation, biological process: cell differentiation; peptidyl-tyrosine phosphorylation; cytokine-mediated signaling pathway. The record is from RefSeq and is a predicted model, not a curated record. Gene Ontology annotation, cellular component: membrane; cytosol; cytoskeleton. Gene Ontology annotation, molecular function: ATP binding; cytokine receptor binding; non-membrane spanning protein tyrosine kinase activity.